This is a messenger RNA of Thlaspi arvense, 4371 nucleotides long. NCBI's taxonomy places the organism in Eukaryota, Viridiplantae, Streptophyta, Magnoliopsida, Brassicales, Brassicaceae. The record is from the annotation of a GenBank genome assembly.
UUCGAAAAGAAAAGAAAAAACACGAAUGAGAUGGAGGGAAAUUUUCAAAUUUCGGAAACGACUAGUUUGCUUCAAAGGAUCAAAGACUUUACUCGAUCGAUCCUUCAAGCUCUAGCUGAGGGAAGAUCUCCGUUAAUUUCCAUCAAUCGAUUUAGGAACUAUUGCAUGAAUCCAGAAGCGGAAUGCUUUUGCAGCUAUGAUGAACCCAAAGGUCAGGAAAUUCUCACCCUUAAGAAGGAAUCCCAAACCUACAGAAUCGAUAUGUUGCUAAGAGUAUUGCUGAUAGUCCAACAACUUCUGCAAGAAAAUAGACAUGGGUCGAAAAGAGAUAUCUACUACAUGCACCCAUCAGCAUUCAAAGCACAAUCAGUUGUAGACCGCGCAAUUGCUGAUAUAUGCAUCCUUUUUCAGUGUAGUCGGUACAACUUGAAUGUGGUUUCUGUUGGAAACGGGUUGGUGAUGGGCUGGUUAAAGUUUAGGGAAGCUGGAAGGAAGUUUGAUUGUUUAAACAGCCUGAAUACUGCAUUUCCCGUUCCUGUUCUUGUAGAGGAAGUUGAAGAUAUAGUUAGCUUAGCAGAGUACAUACUGGUGGUGGAGAAAGAAACAGUAUUCCAGCGUCUAGCAAAUGACAUGUUUUGCAAGAUGAACCGCUGCAUCGUUAUCACAGGAAGAGGAUAUCCUGAUGUCUCAACAAGAAGGUUCUUGCGACUCCUCAUGGAGAAGUUGCAACUACCUGUGCAUUGUCUAGUCGACUGUGAUCCAUAUGGCUUUGAGAUCCUGGCCACAUACCGUUUUGGCUCUAUGCAAAUGGCCUAUGAUAUAGAGUCCUUGCGAGCACCAGAUAUGAAAUGGUUGGGGGCUUUUCCUUCAGACUCUGAGAUAUACAGUGUUCCCCAACAGUGUCUUUUGCCUUUGACAGAAGAAGAUAAGAAAAGAACUGAAGCAAUAUUGCUUAGAUGCUACCUGAAGCGUGAAAUGCCACAAUGGAGGUUGGAACUUGAGACGAUGCUGAAAAGAGGAGUAAAGUUUGAGAUCGAAGCACUAUCAGUUCACUCACUGUCUUUUCUGUCAGAGGUUUAUAUUCCUUCCAAGAUUCGCAGCGACGCAAGUUUCCCUUGAGCCUUAUACGAGUCUCCAACUCAAGCCGUUCCCCUGAAACCCUUGAACACUCCAAUCCAAAAGAGAAGAAGAAAACCUUGCACGCACCUAAAAACCAUGUCCUCCUCUCUCUCUCGCCUUCUCCUUCGUGGCACCAACAGUUUCAGCAGCCCAACGAACGGCCGAUUUUUCUCCGCCGUUGCUGCUGCUGCAGCUACAACACCACGAACACCGUCCCUCAUCACCCUCGUAAAUGACGAACGCGACCCCAAAUACAUCACGGAGAAGUUCAAGAAGGCCUGCGAAGCGGAAUGGUUCCGGAAGAACAUAGCCGUCUAUGAGAGAACCGUUCGCCGUCUCGCCGCAGCCAAGAAGUUUGAGUGGAUCCAGGAGAUCCUGGAGGAGCAGAACAAGUACCCAAACAUGGCAAAGGAAGGAUUCGUGGCGAGGAUUAUCAACCUCUACGGACGUGCCGGUAUGUUCGAGAAUGCACAGAAGGUGUUCGACGAAAUGCCUGAGAGAAACUGCAAGAGAUCAGUAUUGUCUUUCAACGCCUUGCUGAAUGCGUGUGUGAACUCCAAGAAGUUCGAUUUGGUUGAAGGUAUCUUCAGUGAGUUGCCAGGUAAACUCUCGAUUGAACCAGAUAUUGCAUCUUACAAUACAUUGGUCAAAGGAUUGUGUGGGAAAGGUUCCUUACCCGAAGCUAUUGCGUUGCUUGAUGUGAUUGAGAGCAAGGGUCUGAAACCUGAUCACUUCACUUACAACUUGCUUUUACAUGAGUCGUACACAAAAGGGCACUUUGAGCAGGGAGAAGAGAUAUGGGCUAGGAUGGUAGAGAAGAAUGUUUCCAGAGACAUCCGUAGUUACAAUGCUCGGUUGUUAGGAUUAGCCUUGGAGUUGAAAUCAGCAGAGAUGGUUAAUGUCUUUGAAGAACUUAAGUCUAAUGGGUUGAAACCCGACGUGUUCACAUUCACUGCCAUGAUUAGAGGAUUCGCCGGAGAUGGAAAAGUGGAUGAAGCCAAAACGUGUUACAAGGAGAUGGAGAAGAAUGGGUUUCGCCCAAUGAAAUUUGUGUUUUCCUCGUUGCUUCCUGCAAUGUGUAAGGCGGGAGAUUUAGAGUCUGCUUUCGAGCUAUGCAAGGAGAUAUUCAGCAAGCGUCUGCUUGUCGACGAAGCCAUCGUGCAGGAGGUGGUUGAUGAAUUGGUGAAAGGGUCCAAGCAAGAAGAAGCUGAGGAGAUUGUUGAACUCGCGAAGAAGAAUGAGUAUUUACAGUUCAAGAUACGUCUCUCUUCCGAGGAGUAGUUCUUUGGCAAUGGCUUUAUUUUAACAAGUCUCUUAGUCUAUGUUUCCUCUGUUUAAUUAGUCUUGUUGCGGUGAUUGAAUUACUGAACUACCUGUAGUUUUGGGUUUGUGUGGGUUUUAAAAUGAAGUUUCGUGUUUGAAAAAACAGCAAAACAAUUGAUGUUUAUUUAUAAACAAAAGCGCUACGUAGUCCAGAGAGAGAGAGACAUCGCGUUGUAGAACGGCACGCUGUUUUGUUUUGUAAAAAUAAUAUGCAUUUCGCAUAAUUUUGAAUAAGACCUAGCCAGCCUCUCUUCUUCUAUGUCCAAAACCCAAAACCCUCCUCAUACUCACAUUUCUUCUACCUGAACGAAGCCAUGAGCAAGGUGGGCUCCUCGCUGUACAGUCGCCUCCAUGGAAUCUUCAAACAAACUCCAGUCGCCACAGUUAAGCCCGCGAAACCUAAAACCAAAUCCAAAAAGAUCUUUACUAAGUCGAAGGAAUCCUCCGCUAUUUCUGCUUCCGCCUCCGCCUCCACGUCCGCCUCUGGAGGUGACGUAGUGAAGCCCUCGAAUGAUGCCAAAGGGACGAAAGAUACGAAAUUGAUGAAGAAAGUAGAGAAGUUCAAGAGAUCCUGCGAGUCGGAGAGCUUCCGGCAAGUUCAUGGACUCUACUGUGCGUUUAUCCGCCGUCUCAGGGAGGCGAAGAAGUUUUCAGUGAUAGACGAAGUUCUUCAGCACCAGAAGAAGUUCGACGACAUAAAGUCGGAGGGUUUCGUUAUCCGUUUGAUGCUUCUCUAUGGGUACUCGGGAAUGGCGGAGCAUGCGCACAAGCUGUUCGAUGAAAUGCCUGAGCUAAACUGCGAACGAACCAACAAGUCCUUCAAUGCGCUCCUAUCGGCUUAUGUUCAUUCGAGGAAGGUUGAUGAGGCCAUGAAGGCCUUCAAGGAGCUGCCGGAGAAGCUGGGUAUUACUCCAGAUCUCGUCACCUAUAACACCAUGAUCAAGGCACUUUGCCGUAAAGGCUCGAUGGAUGAUAUAUUAUCCAUCUUGGAGGAGCUUGAGAAGAACGGGCUUGAGCCUGACCUGAUCACUUUCAACACACUGUUGGAAGAGUUUUACAGGAGGGAUUUGUUUGCUGAAGGAGAUAGGAUUUGGGAGUUGAUGAAAUCCAAGGAUUUUGUUCCCAACAUCAGGAGUUACAACUCAAGAGUGAGAGGUAUGACUCGGAACAAGAAGUUCACCGAUGCAACUGCUCUCAUUGAUGCUAUGAAAGCCGAAGGGAUCUCCCCAGAUGUCCAUACGUACAAUGCUUUCAUCACGGGUUACCGCGGUGAUGACAACCUCGAGGAGGCUUUGAAAUGGUACAGUGAGAUGAAGGAGACAGGUCUGACUCCUGAUUCGGUGACUUACUGUCUGAUAAUCCCUCUUGUCUGCAAAAAAGGUGAUCUUGAAAGAGCGGUUGAGAUAUCCGAAGAAGCCAUCAGACACAAGGUCCUGUCUCGCCCGAACAUGUACAAACCUGUGAUCGAUCGUUUGAUGAGUGAAGGCAAGAUUGAUAAAGCAACGCAGCUAGUGAAGAAUGGCGGGUUACAGAGCUACUUUCGCUACCUACCAGACUUGUCCGCUGGUAAGAAGACCUCUUCCAGUCCGGUCGAAACCUGCUUGCUGGACGAUUAAGAGUGCUUUGAUCUGUGUUUAGCAACUGUCUUAACGAAUGCGUUAUAGUGGUGGUGGCUUCCUAUCUCUGUUAUCACUUGUUUAGAUUUUGUUAACCAGUGGCUCCACUUGCAAGGACACAUGGUUAUAUUGGUCUCUCUUGUGAUUGUUUUUUUCUUCCUCAAUUUAUAAUUUUGGGGUUUCGCUUCCCUUGAUUUUAUCUUGAAUAAAGUUAUAAUUUGUCAUGAUUAUGGAGAUGAAUAUGCAAUGUAUUCUCAUUUCUCUUGUUCCUUGCCCUACACAUUAUAUUACCCCUAAUCACGUCUUGUUCCAC